GUAGACCGUUAUCACAACUUCAAACGAUCUGAAAGGAGCCACUGGUUUUGCAGCUCUGUUUUGUCUGAAGAAACAAGAAGAUGCCCACUUUGAAUCUCUUCACGAACAUACCAGUCGACGCCGUCACAUGCUCCGACAUCCUCAAGGAUGCUACUAAGGCCGUCGCUAAGAUAAUCGGCAAACCUGAAUCCUAUGUGAUGAUACUGCUUAACAGCGGAGUGCCCAUUGCAUUUGCUGGUACCGAGGAACCUGCUGCUUAUGGAGAACUGAUAUCUAUUGGGGGGUUAGGAGCAGGUGUGAAUGGGAAGCUCAGCGAGACGAUAGCUGAGAUUCUCCAAAUUAAGCUCUCCAUAGAUAGCUCCCGCUUCUAUAUCAAAUUCUAUGAUUCCCCACGACCCUUCUUUGGAUUCAACGGAUCAACUUUCUGAACACACAGGAUUCAAACCUUGGCAAAGAGGCAGAGAAUUCAACUUCCUAAUGAAAUUAGGAUGAAGAUUGUUUGCAUCUUUUGAGUUCAGAAGCUGUAGAUUCUUGAGCUUGAUUAAUAAUAUUAUACUUCCCUUAAAAGCUAAUCUAAUCUCUUCAUGUUUAUAGUUCA
Brassica oleracea var. oleracea is the source of this 598-nucleotide messenger RNA. Its product is annotated as macrophage migration inhibitory factor homolog. The coding region runs from base 81 to 428 and encodes 115 amino acids. The transcript has 3 exons. The record is from RefSeq and is a predicted model, not a curated record. NCBI's taxonomy places the organism in Eukaryota, Viridiplantae, Streptophyta, Magnoliopsida, Brassicales, Brassicaceae. Gene Ontology annotation, molecular function: phenylpyruvate tautomerase activity.